GCUCAUCCACCUGGUCUGCACGUUCUGGAGAUUAUUCUUCGGGGGCCUCCUGAAGAAGCCGAGCUGCCGUGAGUUCGAGAUGAACGUCGACCCGACGUGUCACGGCUACUUGGCUCACAGGAGGCGGGAGGACGCUAUGCUGGUCAUGCGCUGCGUCGACUACGCGCUGAGGCAGCUGGGGCUUCGAAGAGUGUCGGAGCUGCUCGACAUAUCCAAUGCGUUCGCCUGCACCCCGAUGGAGUGGCUUGACGAGGCGGUCUCAUGGGCACCUGCGAGGCCCGAAAAGGAGUUUGCGGUGGCUUUCAGAGGACCUGUGCAACGAUGGCGAGAUGAAUGUUCUGCACAGGACGACUUGCUCAAGUUUAAGACCCCCGUCCUGGAGUUGCCUGUCUCGUGCGCGGUGGUUCAGUUCGCCGACGACUUGAUGACAGAGCACGUGAUACUCACUUUCCUGACGUCGGAUGCUCAGGCGACCAUCAAAAAGAGCCAGACCAUCUUGAUCAACGAGCUCGAGAAAGGGGGCUUCAAGCAGAACAUGAAGAAGCGCGAGUUGGUCACCGAGCUCAAGCCGACCGAGAACCUCAAGUUUAAAGCUCAGUUGGCGAAUGGUUCGAUCCGUAUUACACCACAUGCUCGGCAUCUUGGUGGGCGGUACGUGUGGAACGACAAUGCGAAUGUUGAGGUCGGCUAUCGCAUCGACGCGCUGAAGAAGGGCUGGCUUGAUCUGGGCAGGUUCUGGCUCGCGAAGG
Molecule: messenger RNA, 749 nt
Organism: Prorocentrum cordatum
Lineage: Eukaryota; Dinophyceae; Prorocentrales; Prorocentraceae
Source: the annotation of a GenBank genome assembly